AUGGCCCGCACUAAGCAGACCGCCCGUAAGUCCACUGGUGGCAAGGCCCCCCGCAAGCAGCUUGCCUCCAAGGCCGCCCGCAAGAGUGCCCCUUCUACCGGAGGUGUCAAGAAGCCUCACCGCUACAAGCCCGGUACCGUCGCUCUUCGUGAGAUCCGUCGUUACCAGAAGUCCACCGAGCUUCUGAUCCGCAAGCUCCCUUUCCAGCGCCUCGUUCGUGAGAUCGCUCAGGACUUCAAGUCCGAUCUCCGCUUCCAGUCGUCUGCGAUCGGCGCUCUCCAGGAGUCCGUGGAGUCCUACCUCGUCUCCCUCUUCGAGGACACCAACCUGUGCGCCAUUCACGCCAAGCGUGUCACCAUCCAGUCCAAGGACAUCCAGCUCGCCCGCCGCCUUCGUGGUGAGCGUAACUAA
This is a messenger RNA of Colletotrichum orchidophilum, 411 nucleotides long. RefSeq names its product histone H3. Gene Ontology annotation, biological process: rRNA transcription. NCBI's taxonomy places the organism in Eukaryota, Fungi, Ascomycota, Sordariomycetes, Glomerellales, Glomerellaceae. Gene Ontology annotation, molecular function: DNA binding; structural constituent of chromatin; protein heterodimerization activity. The transcript is spliced from 3 exons. Gene Ontology annotation, cellular component: nucleosome. The coding region runs from base 1 to 411 and encodes 136 amino acids. The record is from RefSeq and is a predicted model, not a curated record.